GUCUCUUUGUGGCAGAGGCCAUGUGAAUUGGUGGACACCUUCAGGUUUGAGCCUGCUCCCCAGCCCAGCCUUUAUAUAUGUUGGCAGAGCUUGCUAGCCCGCAAGGCAGCCUCAUCAUCCCCUUUUGGCAAGGGGACCAAGGCUAAUGACUAGCAAAUGGGAACGGUGAGUAAUCCAUCAAGGAGCCAACACGUCCAGCCCAUAGGAUCAUUUAUUUCCACAAUGAAAAUUCAGCAUCCGCUUUGGUGACUUAUGGUCUUGAACUCGCAAGUGGGUCAAGGUGGGAGAUUCUCUUGAGAGUUCCCGGAAAUAAUAAAAAAGUCAACGUGAAUUUGAAUAUUUUUUAUGUUCUUUGGAAAGUAACACAUAUAAAAUAACAAAGUAACCUGCAAACAAACAUUUGUGGGGGAAAUGUCCGAUUUCAGUGUUUAAAAAUUGUCUGUUUGGUUGUUCAUGAUUGUAGGGUUUAAGAAUGUGGAAUUUCCCUAGCUUUUUUGUGUGUUGUUUUCAUUUGUGAUGUUUUUUAGUUAUAUUGCAAACUGCUUAGAGAUUUCCCCCUGAAAUACACGGAGUAUAUAAGCUGUCCAAAAAUUAAAAGAAACUCCCUAGUCCUUUCUCUAAUACAGGAAGGCCGUGUGUGCUUAUUCUUUGAAGAUACCAUCUGAACAAAAAGAAUAAAUAUGGCAAUAUGUAAAUGUACACAGAAAAAGCAGUGACCAAGUCAAAAUGGGAGCAGAUGGAAGCAGAUUGACAGCCAAAAGGCUCUCAAAGGGGCUUUGAAAACAUUCUUGCAUUCAAAUCUGGCAUCAGAAACAGAAAUAAGAUGCUUUUCCUAUCAUGCUAGAAUUAUCUUGACGGCAUUUCUUGCCUGGGACCCGGUCACCCCUGGCGUUACCCUUCAGCCUCUCCCUUCUAGGCAGCAGAGCCUCUUGGGAUCCAUUAAUCAAUUAAUGAAUUAAUUAAUAUACUGCCCUUCAUCCGUAGCUCUCAGAGCGGUUUUCUCUGAUUCCAGAGAGUGGGGUGGAUUGUGUUCAUUCCAGGCACGAGCCCACUGGAAAGAAUGGGAGUUGCACAAAGGCAAAGCAAUACACAUUUCAGCGGGUGGAUUGGGCCCAAAGGAAAUUACUCUAGAGUCAAGUGACAUUCCAGUUACUUGUGUAAUUACCCAGUUAUCUCCUCUAUCUUCCCUAGUGUUGGUAAAACAAUUUCUGAACCAAGCAAUCCCUACAUGACAACGUCUGUUUUUGCGGGAAAUCUCCGUGAGUUAAUUAUCGUUGCAAAACAGAUCACCAGCAUUGAUUGUGUGGGAAUGUUUUCUUACUAGGAAACCCAGAUUACUCCAACAAACCACGGAACGAGGAGAUAAAAAUGAAAAUGAACAGCCAUCCUUGUGCAGUUGUGAUUUUUACGAUGGUCUGUUAAUGCAAAAUCCUGUUUGCAUUAUCCCAGCACGGCAGUUGAUCAGUAACUGUUGCUUGAGUCAUCUUUUAAUUCUACCAAAUAUGACAUUGUACUGA
Messenger RNA from Podarcis lilfordi (Lilford's wall lizard), 1517 nucleotides. The record is from the annotation of a GenBank genome assembly. Lineage: Eukaryota; Metazoa; Chordata; Lepidosauria; Squamata; Lacertidae.